Mytilus trossulus (common blue mussel) is the source of this 1281-nucleotide messenger RNA. RefSeq lists its product as uncharacterized. The coding region runs from base 253 to 1089 and encodes 278 amino acids. The record is from RefSeq and is a predicted model, not a curated record. NCBI's taxonomy places the organism in Eukaryota, Metazoa, Mollusca, Bivalvia, Mytilida, Mytilidae. The transcript has 3 exons.
UCUUAUUCAAAUAACUUUUAACGAUAAUGGUUCCUCUUAGUUGUAAUGAAAACAUUGGCAUAUGUGUACUUCUUUGUUGGGUAGAAUUGUUCAGCUUCUAUUUUAUUAAUUUAUAAAUUCUGAACUAAAGAAAUACAAUUCCAGAAGGAGUUUUCAAUUGAAUGGGGUUGAAAGGAUAAAAAUCAAAAUUAAUUUCAUUUAAAGUAAAAAAAAAAAAAAAAAUAGAAUGCUAAAUUAUAUUUAUAUAUUCAAAUGGUAAGCAAUCGCUACGAAAUAAUUAUGACAACUGUUAUAGAGAAAUUAAAGAAAAAUUACGUUGCAAGAGUACGCUACAGAAAAUGUAUUUUAUUGAUAGAAGUGCUUGGAUUCAGCUUAUAUCUAGCAGGAUUCGCAACACCAUACUGGGUAUCAUUUCUAUCAGAAGAUUCUAAUCUGGAUUCUACUAGUGGUCUAUUCGCGACAUGUGUUAGAACAGCCGGGAAAUUGAAUUGUGCAGAUAUUCCAAAGUUUUCAGAUAAACUUAUAAUUUGUAUAGUGUUUGCGUGUCUUGCUUUGAUAUCGUACAUCGUAAUGGUGGUGGCUUCUCUUCUUGUUAUUAACUGGUUAAAGGAACAGCGAAAUAGAUGUACAAUUGUUUCUAUUGUUUCUAAUGUGGCUACUGGUAUACUUAUACCACUUACUCUUGGUUUAUACGUCGUGUACAUGGAAGAUAGAGGGUUUUCUUUAGAAGUGGUGUAUUUCUUGAUGAUCGUUAGUAAUGUAUUGGUGGUAAUUACUGCGGUCCUGCGAAUUUUCGACUUCAAGCUUCCGGAACCAAAGAAGCGAGGGAUACCUUUUAGUAUGCCACCACUAACUACAAUUAAUCGACAGAUUAAAACACCGAUGUCAAAGAUUCAAAGGAAAACUGAAAAUAAGCUAAAACCUGCAAUUACACCACAACGAUAUUUCCCUAAACCUUCGGAAAAAAGACACACUCAUCCUUUCUACAAAAAAGAUGUGGACCCAUUGUUUGUUAAAGUGUUAUAUGCAAAAGACAAAGAUUCUGAUACAUUGACAGCAGUCAGGCCUUUCAAUGUAAACGUCAAAUGAAAAUGUAGGACAUCAAUGGAGAAUCGACAAAGGUUUUCUUAUUUUAAUUUUUUCGGUAAACGGGAGAUAAUCCUAUUUUAAAAGUUGCUUCUGUAAUUUUACAAUGUAGGUUAUGUCGCUUCUCUGAUGACCACAGGCACUUUUCUCAACUACAAAAUCGUUUAUACCUUAAUAUAACGAAGACAUGCAAUA